CAAAGAGACGAAUAUUGGUUGUCAUACCUGUUGAUUGAAGUUAUGCAACUUUGCAAAGUGCAGGUUGAAUGCCAGAUGAUGAAUAUAAGAGGGCAACUCUAGAUUUAGCUGACUGACAGUUUGCAUCAGUUUACCUGUGCUGAUAAAGCAUGCCUACUCGUGGCUACAUCGCGGGGAAGCCGGUGUCUCGGUGGGAGGCCGACUCGGACAACAUCGACAUCGAGUACAAGAACCUGGACCACGCGCGGCCACCCACCGGGGCGUGCACCGAGUGUUUCGCCGGCCGCAAGGGCCAGGUGCUCAGGAUCCUACUCGUCACUGUCAUCUUCUUCGUCGGGCUCAUCCUCGGAUACAUCAUCCGCCGCAACAUCCACGAGAAGUUAAUCAUGCCGAAGCUGAACAAACAUGAGGGAGUUCAGCAGGAUUACGAUAUCAAAGUCAGUGAACAGCUACGGGCUCGAGUGUUACACGUCGACAACUACGCUGACAACAUGAAGGUAAUCACUAGUGAAGUAAUGCUGUCCGGGAUGGGCAAUAUCAUCGGAAAGAUCGAAUACGUGAAGAAGUUCUGGAAAUAUUACAAAUUCGACUCGGUGAAAAUUAAACAGUACAGCGUGCAACUUUCUUACCCAUCAUACAUAUUCCAAUCUGAUAAUCAGGUGACCAUUAUGAAUGAAAACAAGACCAUCAUCUUUAAAUCUCACAACAACGUCAGCAACACACAGGUCAUAUAUCAGCCAUUCAACGCAUAUGCUCACUCGGGGGACGUGCUUGCAGACCUUGUAUAUGGUCACUAUGGGCGACAGGAAGAUUUUGACAAGUUAGAAAAGCUUGGAGUUGCUUUGAAUGGUACGAUCGCCCUUAUUCGUUACGGCAGAAUUCAUGCAGCCAAUAAGGUUCGUCAUGCUGAAGAGCGUGGGAUUCUGGGAGUGAUUCUGUACUGUGACCCCGCUGACUACACCGACCCCGACUCCUACGUAGACAGUGCGUACUGGCUACAGAACUGGGCGAUUCAUCUCUCUCAGGUUCGAUACUCCCUCGUCGGUGACCCCACAACGCCACAGUACUCCGCAGUAGAUGGGGUACAUCACAUCGCCGAUAGCAACUCAAGUCUUCCCACAAUUCCCGUACUUCCUGUGAGUUACAGCGAUGCAGAGACGUUAAUGGCACACAUGGAUGGUGUGACGACACCCAGUAACUGGGUUGGUGGUAUGAACAUAACCUACAAUACAGGACCAGGUUAUUUGGAACCAAGAACAUCUUAUAAAGUGAGGUUAAAAGUGACUAAUGAGUUGGUGAGACGAGAUGUUCACAACAUUGUGGCUUCCAUUCGGGGAAAGUAUGAAGAAGAUCAGUACGUAAUCGUGGGAGCUCACAUCGACACCUGGACGCAAGGUGCGAUCGACGCUGGCACCGGCUUCUCCGUCAUCAUGGACGUCGCAAGAACCUUCUCCGAUCAGAUACGCUUAGAAGGUUGGAGACCAAGACGUAGUAUUAUUUUUGCUAUCUGGGAUGCAUCCAAAUUCGGACAUAUUGGAACAUUUGAAUGGAUUCAGGAAUAUGAGAAGCAGCUGUCUGGAGGUGUUGUAGCCUACAUUAAUCUGGAUGCUGCAAUCCGAGGAAACUACAGCUUCUUUGCCCAGUCGAGUCCGUCCCUGCAUGACGUCAUCUACAACGCGACCCGGCGCGUUGACCUCUGGGGAAGUCCCGUGUAUGACCAAUGGCUCCAAAACAUCCCUGACCCCGAGUCAGCGGACAAACCUUGGAUACAGGGUUUGUGUGGUGACAGCGACCACUCUCCGUUCAUCCACCACCUCGGAGUACCAUCCAUGUCUCCAGCUUUCACCUACAACAUAAAGAAAUACCCCAACCUGCCGACGUACCCUGUGUACAGCACCUUGGAGGACACCAUGGACUACUUCAGCAAAUACAUCGACCACGACUACAACUACACCAUGGCGUUGACGCAGAUCGUCACGGACAUGGUGCUACAGCUUGCCGACAGCGCAAUUCUGCCUCUCAACAUCACCAACUACAUCCCCUUGUUAGAACAGGGCUCGAAAAAUCUCAAACAGUACGAGACAGAUUUUCAAAAUGCCGGCAUAACGUUAGCCGGUUCCCAUUUAUUCUCGGCAGUCAGUGAUUUCACAGCGUCUGUCAAAUGGUUUGCUAAAAGCUACUAUUCACUGAAUAAAAAUAAAAUUAGUGAGUUUGAUUUACAUCGACUGAACCACCAGGUUAUUGAACUGUCGAGGGCAUUUAUUUCGGAAACCGGUCUACCUGGUCUCCCUCAAUAUAGAAAUCUGCUAAUCUCACCACACCCAGAGAAUUUAAAAGAAGAGACAAUAUUUCCUGGCAUAAUAGCGGGAAUCCUCGAAGGCCGCAAGACCGGUUCGUGGAUUGUUUUAAAGGAGCACGUCACCUUGCUCACCAUAGCGCUACAGAGAGGAAGUGACAUUUUAACGGACGACCUCUUAAUGGGCUCAUAGGACUAGUCUCUUGGUUUAGUUAGAACAUUGAAGCUUACCAGACUUAGUGGCAGAUCAAGUGACAGGGAUUGGGGAGGGAAGUUAGGUGGCAUUUGAUUUUUUUUCUUGCAGUUAGUUCAAAACCGGUCUUAUUGGUGUAGUGUCAGAUUUUGCUUUGUGCUAAUAAUGACCUAAGGCCCAAUUCACUAUACUGCCGCAAUCUCACAGUCCAAUGCAAAAAGACUAGCAAUGACAAUGCAGUGUUGUUUAAUAGAGCAUAAGAGAGCUUUGUAAAUUAGGCCCCAGAUCUGUAGACUCUGUGGUCCAGGGGUUAAUUCUUCUGGUUUAAGGAAGGAUUUGCAUCCCAGUAUUGAUUGGCUUGAACCAAGAGUAAAUGCAUUUUUUUCUUCUUCAACAACACCACUAGAGCAUAUUGCUUUAUUAAUCAUUGGCUAUUGGAUGUCAGACAUUUGAUAAUUUUGACAUAUUGUCUUAGAGAGGAAACCUGCUACA
This is a messenger RNA of Gigantopelta aegis, 2981 nucleotides long. RefSeq names its product putative N-acetylated-alpha-linked acidic dipeptidase. The transcript has 20 exons. The coding region runs from base 150 to 2489 and encodes 779 amino acids. The record is from RefSeq and is a predicted model, not a curated record. Gene Ontology annotation, molecular function: carboxypeptidase activity. Lineage: Eukaryota; Metazoa; Mollusca; Gastropoda; Neomphalida; Peltospiridae.